Molecule: messenger RNA, 2508 nt
Organism: Fusarium venenatum
Lineage: Eukaryota; Fungi; Ascomycota; Sordariomycetes; Hypocreales; Nectriaceae
Molecular function (GO): protein binding
Source: RefSeq, a predicted model, not a curated record
AUGUUGAGAAACACUGCGUCCUGGGCGUUGUUAGCAACAGCCGUAGGCCCAACUAUCGCUCAGUUCAAUAACUGGCAAGAUGGCCAGGUCAGCUCUGGAAUAUGUACAUGGCAGCAACCAAGAGCAAUUAUGAUCCGCGAUAUGAUAUAUCUCGAUGGCGGCGAUAUUUCGUGGUUUGCUGAAAUGAAUGACAAGACAACGUUAACUGAUUCUACCCCAAGCAACGAUGCGGGAAUCAUCCUCAAUUUUAACCUGAGCACCCCGUUUAACGCAAGUACCAAUCUGACGAGUAUCCUUCUCGACAGCCCAGCCAUGUCCAAGGCUCGUGGUGGCUCGGGGAACAGUAAUGGCGCUGCUCCCAACUUUCUUGACGGUGCCCUUCUUGGAAACGACGACGAAUUCUUCCUCUAUGGCGGUGAUCUCCUGGAGAACAACGAUCUAUACGAACCCCCCGCGAAGGACGUAAUCCUGGGAUACCAGGCCUAUCAGUAUGGACCAGAUAAGUCAACAUGGAAGCCAAGUUUUGUUGAUAGCAAGCUGGACGAGAACGUUACCCGAUAUGUCGCAUAUGGAGGAGCUGUGAAUGUGCCAUCCGAAGACCUCGCGUUUUACUUCUCUGGCUUACGAUCACCGACGAAAGGAGAGUUCUUCACGAAUGACCCGGAAAAGAAAGCAACCAAUGUCUCUGAUACACUGAUCAUGUUAAAUCUAGAAGAGCAAUUCUAUGAGACCUGGACCAACAAGACACUGAAGGGUGUGAAGGGACGUGCUAAUGCAGAAGUCGUUUGGGUUCCAGUUGGCAAGAAAGGUAUUCUUGUUGUCCUGGGGGGUGUUGUCUAUCCUCAGUGGGCGGGACAAAGUCGCAAAUCGGCGAACGAGGAAGAAAGCAAGAAACAGAGCCCCAAAUUCAUGCAAACCAUUGAUGUUUACGACGUUGAAAAUGACAAGUGGUAUCAGCAAGAAACCAAGGACGGUCCUGGGGCACGAACACGGGGUUGCGCCGUAGUAGCUACAGCUUCAGACCGUUCAAGCUUCAACAUCUUCUAUUACGGCGGUUUCGAUGGGAUUAACGUGAAAGAAGCAUUCAGUGAUGAUGUGUGGGUACUCUCGCUGCCGUCUUUCACCUGGGUCAGGAUCAACGAGGGAAAAUCGAUUCAUGCUCGCGCAGGACAUAAAUGCUUCAUGCCGUAUCCUGACCAGAUGCUGGUCUUUGGUGGUUACACACCACUAGCUGGAACCCAGAUUACAUGCCUUGAGAAAGGCCCGGUGGUGAACUUCAAUGUUACCAGUGGAGAAUGGUUGGACAGUUACGACCCUGAUGAAUACAGCGAUUACGGCGUCCAUGAAAAGAUCCAAUCAGAGAUUGGUGGCGAUGCCGCUGGUGGUGCAACAGUGACCGCUCCUGCGGGAGGUUGGACUACUUCUGCUCUGAGGGAUAUUUUUGAUACAGAGUACGACACGAAAAAGAUCAAGGAAUACUGGCCAUACAACAAGGCCACCUCUACAGGAAGGCCUAGGCUUGACAACCCAAGCGAUGGUGACGAGGAUCAAGAUGGCAGUGGUGGCUCUGGUCUUCCAAAGUGGGUUGCGCCAGUCCUGGGUGUUGUUCUUGGACUUAUGCUUGUCACUGGUAUCUUGGUCGUCUUCUGUCUCUGGCGCCGUCGCAGGAUUUUCAGGAACAGCAACAGUGACUACGGGACUGAAGACCCGGGGUCACGAAUCCGAUCAUGGAUCCGAGGUCAAUAUAACGAAAAGGCCCCCACUGUCACUACUGAUGAAACCCCUGUAAGCCCAAGCACCGAUAUGGCCUCUACUGCACAGGUCGUUGGGUUGUCGCCCUCCCCAGUGGGCACUCCUGCCAAUACUUCUUCGCCUGCUGAGGUGGCUGACACUCAGAUCCAUGAGAUGGCUGAUACCUCACGACCACCCGAGCUCCAUGACACAGGACUUUCGCCAAUCGAUAUCAUACAGAAGUACUCUCAUUUUGCCUCUGAUAACAAAUCUCGUUCCAUGUCCAACCCAUCCAGCAACUCGUACUCUGUCGGAGAGCACGCAAGUACAGUUUCGAGGUCGACAGAGCCACAUAUCUCCCAACCCGACUCUCCUACGGCUGGACAUGGUGGUCAUACUCGCAUGACAUCUGAUGUAUCUGGUGUCACUGAAAACAGUGGCAGACCGCCUCGGAUAGCAUCUGAUGUGUCUGGUAUUUCUGAAGGCGACGCUUCUGCUCUCCGACAUAUUACAAGCCCUAUAAGCCCUAGAAGUGACGAUGGCAACAUGCCUUCGCCGCCAUUCCCUGGUAUGACAGAGGAUAUCCUUCCUUCUCCUCCUGCAGAUCUCACGCCUUCAUCGCCUCCUCUUAAUACAGCAGUGUCUCCUGUUCCUGUGUCUCCUCCCAGUGCCAACGAGGCGCCCGGUCGGGACUAUCUUACAGCCAAGGCCUCAUCAAGCCCGAUUAGAAAGAGUAUGUUUAAGGAGAGCGAGGAAGACAUGGGGCAAACAAAGUAG